Onthophagus taurus is the source of this 2569-nucleotide messenger RNA. The record is from RefSeq and is a predicted model, not a curated record. NCBI's taxonomy places the organism in Eukaryota, Metazoa, Arthropoda, Insecta, Coleoptera, Scarabaeidae.
UUCGUUUAUAAUUUUAUUUCAACUUAAAUAGGGCGAAAUUUUCGGUAACACCGAAGCAACGGAAGCUUUCUUUGCAAUGACGAAAUUGUUUCAAUCAAAAGAUGUUAUCUUAAGAAGGAUGGUUUAUUUAGGAAUUAAAGAAUUAAGCUCUUUAGCUGAUGAUGUAAUAAUUGUAACUUCUAGUCUUACCAAAGAUAUGACUGGUAAAGAAGAUUUAUACAGGGCGGCUGCUAUAAGAGCUUUAUGCAGCAUUACUGAUUCUACCAUGUUACAAGCUAUCGAAAGAUACAUGAAACAAGCGAUUGUUGAUCGUAAUUGUGCCGUUAGCAGCGCCGCUUUGGUUAGUUCUUUGCACAUGACUAAAAUGGCAGGAGAUGUUGUUAAAAGAUGGGUUAAUGAGGCACAAGAAGCUGUUAAUAGCGAUAAUAUUAUGGUUCAAUACCAUGCUUUGGGCGUUUUAUAUCACAUCAGAAAAUCUGAUAGACUUGCUGUUACAAAAUUAGUAGCAAAAUUAACAAGAAUGUCAUUAAAAUCGCCAUACGCAGUUUGCAUGUUGAUUCGUAUUGCUGCAAAAUUACUUGAAGAAGAUGAUUCUGGAAGCGGUUCAAAUCAGCUCUUUGAAUUUAUUGAUUCCUGCUUAAGACAUAAAUCUGAAAUGGUUAUUUACGAGGCAGCACAUGCAAUUGUAAACUUAAAACGCACUACAAGUCGCGAAUUGGCUCCAGCUAUAAGUGUUCUCCAAUUAUUUUGUAGCUCUCCAAAACCUACAUUGCGUUUUGCCGCCGUUCGCACAUUGAAUCAAGUCGCAAUUUCCCAUCCAGCUGCUGUAACAGCUUGCAAUUUAGACUUGGAGAACUUAAUUACUGAUUCUAAUAGAUCCAUCGCAACUUUGGCUAUAACAACAUUAUUAAAAACUGGUGGAGAAUCUUCUGUUGAAAGAUUAAUGAAACAAAUAUCAAUGUUUGUCUCCGAAAUAAGCGACGAAUUUAAAGUUGUUGUUGUACAAGCGAUUCGAGCUUUAGCUUUGAAGUUUCCGCGUAAACAUAGCGUUUUGAUGAAUUUCUUAUCAGCUAUGUUAAGGGAAGAGGGUGGGUUUGAUUAUAAAGCUUCUAUUGCUGAUACUAUUAUUACCAUCAUUGAGGAUAAUCCCGAUGCUAAAGAAACUGGUUUAGCGCAUUUAUGUGAAUUUAUUGAGGAUUGUGAACAUACAUCUUUAGCUGUGAGGAUUUUGCAUUUAUUAGGAAAAGAAGGGCCACGUACCAAGCAACCAUCAAGAUAUAUUCGAUUCAUUUAUAAUCGAGUAUUACUUGAAGACCCAAGAUUUCGUGCUGGCGCAGUAUCAGCAAUGGCACAAUUUGGAGCAACAUGUCCUGAUCUUCUUGAUAACAUUCAAGUUUUAUUAACGCGGUGUCAAAUGGAUCCUGAUGAUGAAGUUAGAGAUCGAGCUACUUACUACAGCAAUAUUUUAAGGGAAGGUGAUAAAAGCCUUUUCAGCAAUUACAUAGUUGAGCCAAUGAAGGUUUCAAUUCCGGCUUUAGAGCGAUCUUUAAAAGAAUACGUUCAAGGGCCUACAGAUCAACCAUUCGAUAUAAAAUCAAUUCCAGUUGUAACUCCAACAGCUCCAGAAGAGAUUCAUGCUGCCGCCCAAAAAACCGAAGGAAUGUUAAUUUCAACCGGACCAACAACAAAACCGGUUCAAGCUACAAGAGAAGAAACAUAUUUGAAAGAAAUGGCUACAAUUCCUGAGUUGCAACAACUUGGGCCUCUAUUUAAAAGUUCUGAAAUUGUUGAACUUACAGAAUCUGAAACUGAAUUUGUUGUUCGUUGUAUAAAACAUUGUUAUAGUAAGCAUUUGGUGUUACAAUUUAAUUGCACCAAUACUUUGAGCGAUUUAUUGUUGGAGAAGGUUCGAGUUCAAAUUGAACCAAGUGAAGAUUACAUAAUCGUUAAAGAAAUUCUGUGUGCUAAAAUUCCAUACAACGAAACUGGAACUUCUUAUGUUAUUUUAGAAUUUCCAACUGAAUUAAAUGCUUCUGUAGGAACAUUUGGAGCUGUUUUAAAAUUUGUUUCGAAAGAUUGCGAUCCAAGCACAGGAAUUCCGGAUUCUGAUGAAGGUUUCAAUGAUGAAUACAUCCUUGAAGAUUUAGAAAUAACGCCAUCUGAUCAAAUUUUAAAAGUUAGUAAAGUAAAUUGGUCAGCCGCUUGGGAUGAAGCAAGUGAAGCUACAAAUUAUUAUGUUACAAAUAUUGUGUUUUCUUUAAGUUCUGUUAACACUUUAGAGGAAGCUAUCAAAAAUAUUAUUCAAUAUUUAGGGCUUCAACCUGCUGAACAUUCUGAUAAAGUUCCAGAAGGAAAGAGUGUUCAUUCGUUACUUUUAGCGGGUGUUUUCCGUGGUGGUAUCGAUAUUUUAGCACAAGCUAAACUUGCUUUGGCUGAUACAGUUACAAUGGAACUUAUUGUAAAAGCUACAGAUGAAAUUGUCGCCGAAUUAAUUGUAUGUUCUAUAGAAUAAAUUAUCUUAAGAGUUUAUUGUAUGUAAAAGUAUUCAUAUUAAAAUAAUUAACAUUUA